ACGUUCGUGCCAAAAAAAAUGAAAAUGGCUUCAUCAUCGCUGUUUGUUGUUUUUGCUUUAGCCGGCGUAUUCUCUUCUGUCGUUCAAGGAGAGCCUCAGAUUGUCCAGCCCUAUCCCAAAAACAUAUUCCCUUUCGAAAAUCAAACGGCGGAAGUGACGUGUGUUGUURUCGACACCACUGGAGCAAAGCCUAACAGCMUUACAUUCAUCAGGAAAAACGAAUUCGGUGACGAAACGCCAAUACCUGAUGGAGGAAAAGGUGGACGAAUUUACUACGAGAGCAGAGCUGAAGAGAGCGGCAAAAAGUUGUUUAAAACUCUUCAUAUAACCAACGUAGUGGCUAAUGACGACUCGAAUCAUGGGAGUUAUGAGUGUAAGGGGAGCUCAUCCGGGAAAACUACAAACCACGGUUUUUCAAUCUCAGUCAUAAAAGAUAGUGAGAUGCCAACAGCUAUCGUUAAAGGUGCCACAGCAACCUACGGUGGAUCUGCCAACCUUACCUGUGACGUMACAAACCCAAAUUUUGCAAAUAUAAUAGAGCAGUUGUCGUGGGUUAAAAAUUCUGAAGUUGUAGCAMGGACAUUGAAUUCUGAAACUAUCGAGCCCUUGACAAUUACCAAUGCAACGGUUAAGGACGCUGGAUCAUAUGUUUGUACUGGACUGAUCAAAUUUAGGAGGUACAUUGCAAGAAACAUUACCUUUGGGACAGCGACUUUAAACAUCAAGCUCAAGAUGGCAAGAAACGUAACAACGUUGGAAGGUGCAGUAUCUGGCAGUGUGAAGAUGGAAUGUCCUGCUGAUGGCUAUCCGAUGAAUGUGACAUGGUGGAAAGUGAAUAAAGAUGGGGAGACAGUCCAACUUAGUAAGURUGCGUACAAAGCAAUCUUUAUUGAUCGUUUCAGCCAUCCCCAUGAGAUUCAAAAGAAUAAAAKACCGACGGCCAUGUUGGAGGUAUAAACAAKAAAUACUAACGAGAAAUCCUUUGAGUUAAAGUUCCUCCAAGAUGGCCGCAGUGAAGUAUAGUGAAAAGUAARAAUAUGGAWGUCAAACCCAGAUAAUUUCAUACUGUGAGCCUAAAAACAUCCACUUUUUUAAUAAACAUGCCUUCUACUAUCGUUGCAGAGUUGAGYCAGCGGUAYAYGGYUAAAAGAGCAUGCUCAUUCUGUCGCUACUCACUGGUAAUCAGCAACCUUGAAUCAAGUGACAGUGGUGGAUACGCCUGUCAUGUUAAUGGCACCAUUGGUUCAGGACAACAUCUUUUCCUUCUGUCUGUCACUGAAACAACAGUUUUGCCGACUUCUGCUUCUGAUGGAAACCAAACCGUUGUGCCAACUUCUGGUGAUGGAGAAAAGCCAAGUCCUGGAGCCAACGCUAUGAUGUAUUCUGCCCAGUCUACUCUCCUCGUUCUUGGAUACCUGGUCGCAUGGUUUUCUUUCUAAGUCAAAGGAAAGAACAAAAAUAAACAUAUGACAAAAAAGCAUUUAAUGUAACAGCUGAGCUUUGAGUCAAAUGGAAUCGCUACCUCCAUGCUUUGCGGCACUUUUGUAGUUUAUUCCAGAGGUYACGUGAUUUCUAUGUAAAAUAUGAAGCAUGCAGCCACACUAUAAUUUUCAUAGAGCAAAGCAUGAUGGGUUAUUCGAUCUUCGUACUUAUGUGUAUGUUUCAUUUUUGCAACUAAAACGUUUCUGUAAAUAAAAAAAUCGAUUUUGUYGAGGUUAAUGACACCCCCACCAAUCGACCAGCGCUUUUCCUGAGAAGUCAUUUGAAUUUAAAAGAAAUUGAAAAACUUACAGUCARUAAUUUUGAAAAACGKUCCGUAAAGGUUCAACUUUUUUGWMCUAAAAUAGUGCGAGRACUCAUCAAUAUUCCAYWAUGCUUUYCAAUUAUAACUAUUGGUUCGUAGAGGUAUAUAUCAUAAUUACUUAACGAUUCAAAUAUUGAUGUUGUAUAUGAAAAAGUAACACAACUGUAGAACUUAUCUCUGUUAUUUUCACUGGAUAAAAGUCUUUACUGGAAGAGUGACCCGCGAAAUAUAAUAUAUAGAGAAGCUGAUUAAAAAUAUUGUAUACAAGCCGUUGUAAAAUGAKGCUAAAAAAUYAAAAAAAAUAAAGUUUGAUUUGAAUGUGCA
This is a messenger RNA of Exaiptasia diaphana, 2128 nucleotides long. RefSeq lists its product as uncharacterized. The record is from RefSeq and is a predicted model, not a curated record. Gene Ontology annotation, molecular function: cell adhesion molecule binding. The coding region runs from base 19 to 957 and encodes 312 amino acids. Gene Ontology annotation, cellular component: cell-cell junction. Gene Ontology annotation, biological process: cell-cell adhesion. The transcript is spliced from 9 exons. Lineage: Eukaryota; Metazoa; Cnidaria; Anthozoa; Actiniaria; Aiptasiidae.